Molecule: messenger RNA, 877 nt
Organism: Alligator mississippiensis (American alligator)
Lineage: Eukaryota; Metazoa; Chordata; Crocodylia; Alligatoridae
Gene: RPL7A
Product: ribosomal protein L7a
Exons: 8
Coding region: 19-819 (266 amino acids)
Biological process (GO): ribosome biogenesis
Cellular component (GO): ribonucleoprotein complex
Source: RefSeq, a predicted model, not a curated record
UCUACCACUGCGUCCAAGAUGCCGAAAGGAAAGAAGGCGAAGGGCAAGAAGGUGGCCCCGGCCCCUGCCGUGGUCAAGAAGCAGGAGGCCAAGAAGGUGGUCAACCCUCUCUUCGAGAAGAGGCCCAAAAACUUUGGCAUCGGACAAGAUAUCCAGCCCAAGCGCGAUCUGACGCGGUUUGUGAAAUGGCCCCGCUACAUCCGACUCCAGCGCCAGAGGUCUAUCCUUUACAAGCGGCUGAAGGUGCCCCCUGCCAUUAACCAGUUCACCCAGGCGCUGGACCGUCAGACAGCUACGCAGCUCCUGAAACUGGCCCAUAAAUACAGACCGGAGACCAAGCAGGAGAAGAAGCAGAGGCUGCUGGCUCGGGCUGAGCAGAAGGCUUCAGGGAAGGGGGAUGCUCCUACAAAGAGGCCACCUGUUCUCAGAGCUGGUGUCAACACAGUCACCACCCUGGUAGAGAACAAGAAAGCUCAGUUGGUAGUGAUUGCUCAUGAUGUGGACCCCGUUGAGUUGGUAGUAUUCCUGCCUGCCUUGUGUCGCAAGAUGGGGGUUCCCUACUGCAUCAUCAAGGGCAAAGCCAGACUGGGACGACUGGUCCAUAGGAAGACGUGCACCUGUGUCGCCUUCACGCAAGUGAACCCGGAGGAUAAAGGUGCUCUAGCCAAGUUGGUGGAGGCUGUCAAGACCAACUACAAUGACAGAUACGAUGAGAUCCGUCGUCACUGGGGUGGCAAUGUUCUGGGGCCCAAAUCAGUGGCUCGUAUUGCCAAGCUGGAGAAAGCCAAGGCUAAAGAGCUGGCUACCAAGUUGGGUUAAAAAUGUACUGGACUUACUCCUCAUGCUUUCUGUACAUAAAAAUAAAAUCCAAAACCAA